UUUAAUUUUGAUUUUUACUGUAUUAAGUCUAUCAAACCUGAUAUUUUUGUGUUGGUGACGGUUUAUGCGAGUAUUAAGAAAGGACCUGGUGCUAAUGAGAACUUCAACCGAAUCAUAGCUGAGGAAUUCCAUGGUUGGACAACUGUUUUUACGGACGCCUCAAAGUUAUCGAAUACUGACAAUGUAGGAAUCGCCGUCUGGAUCCCAAAAUACUCCAUAAUGCUAUGUCGCAAAUGCCCACCGCUGACAUCCUCUUACACGGGAGAGGCAUUGGCUAUCCUGGAAGCUGUCUCGUAUAUUCUCUCUCAUGACAUGGAUCAAUCUAUCAUAUGCUCCGACUCCCAAAGCUGCUUAAAUUCUUUAUGUUCUAAUCUAUUCCGAGCCAAAAUUAAACAUCCUAUUAUCCUCAAAAUAAAAGAACUCUUAUUUGAAUGUCAUGAGAGAAAUAUUCGGGUGACAUUGACCUGGAUCCCCAGUCAUUGUGGUAUCCUUGGCAAUGAGUCAGCAGACUGGUGCGCCAAGUCUGCCUCUAGGAUAGCAUCUGAGUCCCACAAUCUAGUAUAUUCCCAAGAUCUCAUAUCACUUGCUCAACUGCGCCUCACUGAAUCAUGGAAAGCCUCCUGGAAAACAUCCCAAUUAAUGAAAGGUAAGUUUUAUGCCUCAAUCCAGGGUGAUAUUCCAUCCAAACCUUGGUUCUCAAAAUUCAAAAAGGUAAGCAAGCCAGUUACUUCUGUGAUCUGUCGAAUAAGGCUUGGUCAUUCAUGUACCCCUGUCCAUUUGGCUAAGAUUCGGGUAAGGGAUAGCUCACUAUGUGAAUGUGGCAUAGACGAGGGCACAUUAGACCAUAUCUUCCUCAACUGUCCUAAUCUCUCCCCUUCCCUAUAUGAUUUCCUUCCUCCAGAUAUCCCUAGACCCACUAACAUGAACACUCUUUUAGCUAUGUUAAACACACCUAUAAUUGAAAUUCUUACCAACUUUAUCACAACUAAUAAACUAAAAUUAUAAUUUACACCUAGAUUAAUUUACUAUAAAUAUAUAAUAUUUAUUUAUUUACAAUAUUGAGUAGUCCUAUUUCGUUUGUUUUUAAUUAACUCUCAUAUCGUUUAUUAUCUGUCUGAAUUAACAGUACUAAUAAUUUUUAUGUUGUGUAUCUAUAUAUUGUGUUUGUCUCUUUUUGUUUUAGGUAUAUCUGCGUUUUGAUUGACAUCGGUCUAUUAUUGUUAAUUUCUCAAGCGUGUAUUAUCUUCCCAACGUGACAUUGGCAGAAUUGUACUCAAACAAAAUUGCCACCCUUCGAAAAAUUGAAUUGAAUUUGACAUUAGCGUACGAUCCAAUAGAAUAAGCGUUCGCCAAGUUCUAAUCCACUUGGCUACCUGUCGUUUAUCGUAUUCGAUAAGGCGUCAACGUUUGUAGAAAGAGAAACGCUAUAAAUCGUAUGCCACUUGGCUAGGGGGGCUGGUAAUUUUAAUAUGUUCUAUGAAUAGGGCCGUAAUAGGAGAUGAUAUAACCUAAUACAGAGUUACCUGGAAAUAACUACCACCGUAAUAGGA
Molecule: messenger RNA, 1550 nt
Organism: Colias croceus (clouded yellow)
Lineage: Eukaryota; Metazoa; Arthropoda; Insecta; Lepidoptera; Pieridae
Exons: 2
Coding region: 220-1005 (261 amino acids)
Biological process (GO): DNA replication, removal of RNA primer
Molecular function (GO): RNA-DNA hybrid ribonuclease activity; nucleic acid binding
Source: RefSeq, a predicted model, not a curated record